Helicoverpa zea (corn earworm) is the source of this 1442-nucleotide messenger RNA. RefSeq names its product sperm flagellar protein 1-like. The record is from RefSeq and is a predicted model, not a curated record. Gene Ontology annotation, cellular component: axoneme. Gene Ontology annotation, molecular function: microtubule binding. Gene Ontology annotation, biological process: regulation of cytoskeleton organization. The transcript has 5 exons. Bases 1 to 1143 code for a protein of 380 amino acids. NCBI's taxonomy places the organism in Eukaryota, Metazoa, Arthropoda, Insecta, Lepidoptera, Noctuidae.
AUGACUAACUUUGACUCCCCUAUACCAUUGUCGGAAAUCGAAUCUGUGCUGGCUUGGGUCGAUACUUUUAAAUUGUCGAGGCCUACAAAAAAGAUUAACAGGGAUUUUUCUGAUGCUGUCCUCCUAGCAGAAAUCCUGAACGUCCACUAUCCAAAGUUAGUGGAGAUGCACAACUACCCGCCUCGGAACAGCCACUCGCUGAAGCUGAACAACUGGAUGACCCUGAACAGGAAGGUUUUGAAGAAGCUCAAGCUCAACCUCUGUUGUAACACCAUGGAACAGCUGGCUAACUGUGCUCCUGGGAUUAUAGAGAGAGUACUUGUAAUGGUACGAGAUAAAAUCCGUCGUGACGAGGAAAUGAAUAAAUCGGCAAAGGAAGCAGAACAGAAUCUGUCAAGUGGAGGCAGUUACUACGAGGCCUGCGGUGAUGAUGAACACGUCCUAGUGGUGCCAGUGAAGACGAGGGUCAACGGCGUGCUGGAGACAGUUCAGCAGAAGAUGAUCAGCUACGACACGUACUGCUUGCUCAAGGAGGAGCUCAAGGAUACCAAGGAAGCUGCUGAGGUCCUCAAACAAAAGGUAGAACACCUAGACAAUUUACUGAAACUAAAAGAAGAGAGAAUAGAUGAGCUGCAAAACCAGUUAGAAAGGAAACAGUCGAGGCGGAAGGAGAUCGAAGCUUUAACAAAUAAUCUUUCAGUUCCAUACGACAGCGUCCCACCAAGUCCCAACCAUAGCCAUAGGAACGAGUGCAUUAUAAUGCCAAUGAAAACCAGCUCUCUAAGAAGUGUAGAUUCCAAAGGUAAGAUAGACGAUUCCAGAAUUCCUGUCGCCAAAGAUUCAAUGAAAACUAUUUCGAAACCCAGUCUUACUGAAAUAGCCGUCAUGGACCUCGAUAAGCUCACAGUCGAUAGAAUAAAGUCAGAUGUCUUCAAGGAAAUUGAGUUGGUAGAAGAAAAAUAUGAGGCUUACGCUGAAGUGGAAUGUUUUGAGGAUUUCAAAGACACACAGGAAAAUGUCACAACUAUUGAAGAAACUAUACAUAAUGAAAUAAUAGAUAUCAGUAAGCCAAUAGAUAUCAGUAAACCAAUAGAUGUCAGUAAACCAAUAGAAUUUGGACAAGAUACUAGUAUGGUUAAUUAGAAGUUAAUUCUAGAGGUCUCAAAUAGUAGGGACUGUAAUUUAUUUCAAUGUUGGUCAUAAGAGUUGUCAAAAACCAACAAAACAUUGUAUGUGCCAAGAAAAGCUAAAAACAAUCUAAAAUGACUUUGUAAAAAUGUAUGAAUUUCUAUAGUGAUCGUGUUUGGUAUAUUGAAAGUUUUGGACAAUCUAAAUUGUACUAGUCAUAAUUCUUAAUCGUAGGUAUAAAAUACAUCUGUUAUAUUUUCAAUGUUUUUAUUAGGUUUUAGUUUGUUUGUUACUAAUGAUUUAGAAAUAAAAAG